AUGUCUGAAACUGCUUUCGCCCAGACAUUUCUCUCAUCGCUCGAGUCGCGACCUGUUCGACUAUCAGCCGAUCAUGUCGAAGACCCCAAAUCCUUCCCAGCUCGACCACCCUACAUCAUCCCCCGUAUGCCAAAUGCUAUGAGCAAGCCUAACAACCUGGCCCCUGGUUCCGAACGAAGCAUCACUGUCUCGCUCAAGUCUCUUCGUAACCCUCCCCUGAGCAUCAAGCUUACCUCUCAGCCCCUCGAUACAUCGAUCCUGGACAUCAAGAACAACAUUCAGAGGCAGACAAGGAUACCCGCUACCAAGACGAAGCUUCUACAUAACAAGAAGCCUAUUCCCGACAGUAAAAUCCUCAAGGAACUUUUGGGUGAGACAGAUAUGUCUAUUGAGUUUACCGUCAUGGUCAUUGGCGGGGCUGCUGCCAUCCCACCUGAGGAGCCUGAGGCCGCCCCUGAGGCCCAACCUACAGGCGCACAUGCGCUGCAGACGGAUGCGUUCUGGAGCGACCUGAAGGGUUUCCUGAUGCAGAGAUUAAAGGAUGAGUCUGAGGCGGAGCGCCUUUCAGGUCUUUUCAAAUCAAGUUGGCAAUCGAACCAGGCAAAUCCAUAG
This is a messenger RNA of Fusarium poae, 612 nucleotides long. RefSeq lists its product as uncharacterized. Lineage: Eukaryota; Fungi; Ascomycota; Sordariomycetes; Hypocreales; Nectriaceae. Gene Ontology annotation, molecular function: protein binding. Bases 1 to 612 code for a protein of 203 amino acids. The transcript is spliced from 2 exons. Gene Ontology annotation, biological process: post-translational protein targeting to endoplasmic reticulum membrane. The record is from RefSeq and is a predicted model, not a curated record.